GCCUAAACUUAAACGGUAAUUUUUUUGCAGGAAAAAAUGAAAAAAGGCAAAUGCAGCUCUAUUAUAAACUCUAGGAAACGAAUUACCCUGAAAUGAUCAACACAACGGUUUUCACAAACGCAAAUAAAACUUACCGCACUCAACCAACGGCCUCGUGUUUAAUUUGGGACUAUUUAUGCUCCCCUAUGACGAAAUGCAAGUCUAUAACAGGGCUAUUCCCAGCUUUGGAUUCGCCAUUACCUGCUUAAACAGCUAGGUAGAAAGACGUACAAAAGUAUAUUAUUACUCGAAAUAACUACAAGUCUUGAUUUGUGUUAUCCGUUUGACAGGGCUCACAGAAGAGGACGCUAUGAACAAUAUAACAGACAUUUUACAAGCCAUCUCUAUUGGCUUAGCUGUUGCUACUUUCCUUCUCAACACUGGUCGUGGUCUAAAAGCCAUUGAGGUCUGCCAAGAAUGUUUAAUCUUCCUAAAUAAUGAAGUGCUUAAAACGGGAGGAGAACUUUUCAAUUUAUUCAACAUUUGCAUCUAUGACACUAUUUUCAGGGCGUAUCUUCUUAUCCCUGAUUAUACAAAAGCCUUAAUCUACGGAAGGGAACUUCUUGAAAUUUACCGCAAGUGUAGCAAAAAAGACAAGGAAGGAAACCUUGCAAUAGCAAUGGCCAAAAUAUGCGAACAGCAAUAUAGAUACGUAGAAGCAAGAGAGCUUUAUGAGAAAGCCAUAAAAAUCAUGAAAGAAAUGGGAAAUAGAAAAUAUGAAGCAUACACUGUUGAACAAUUUGGAAUAACGUCCUAUUGUCUCGGUGACUAUGACAAAGCAAAAGAACAUCUUGAGAAAGGACUUGCCAUCAGAAUACAACUUGGUGACAAAGAGGGAAUAGCAGCAGAUUACGGAAACUUAGGAACUGUGUUUAAAUGUCUUGGUGAAUUUGACAAAGCGAAAGAAUAUCUUGAGAAAGCGCUUGCCAUCAGAAAACAACUUGGUGACAAAGGGGGAAUAUCAGCAGAUUUCGGAAACUUAGGAGUUGUGUUUCAAUCUCUUGGUGAGUAUAACAAAGCUAAAGAGUAUCUUGAGAAAGCACUUGCCAUCACAAUACAGAUUGGUGACAAAGAGGGAGAAGACAACUGUUAUCAGAACUUAGGAGCUGUGUUUCAAUGUCUCGGUGAAUAUGACAAAGCUAAAGAGUAUCUUGAAAAAGCACUUACCAUCAUAAUACAAAUUGGUGACAAACAGGGAGAAGCUAACUGUUAUCAGAACUUAGGAGCUGUGUUUCAAUCUCUUGCUCAAUAUGACAAAGCUAAAGAAUGUUACGAGAAAGCACUUGCCAUUAGAAUACAAAUUGGUGACAAAAGGGGAGAAGCAGCAGAUUACGGAAACUUAGGAACUCUCUUUCAAUCUCUCAAUGAAUAUGACAAAUCUAAAGAGCAUAUUGAGAAAGCACUUGCCAUUGCAAUACAAAUUGGUGACAAAAAGGAAGAAGCCAAUUCGUAUGGAAACUUAGGAGCUCUGUUUCUAUCCCUUAGUGAAUAUGACAAAGCUAAAAAAUAUCUUGUGAAAGCACUUCCCAUUAGAAUACAAAUUGGCGACAAAGAGGGAGAAGCAGCAGAUUACGGAAACUUAGCAACUGUGUUUAACUGUCUUGCUGAAUAUGACAAAGCCAAAGAACAUCUUGAGAAAGCACUUGCCAUUAGAAUACAAAUCGGUGACAAAGAGGGAGUAGCAACAGAUUACGGGAACUUAGGAACUGUGUUCCAAUAUCUUGGUGAAUAUGACAAAGCUAAAGAUUAUCUUGAGAAAGCACUUACCAUCUCAAGACAAAUUGGUGACAGAAAGGGGGAAGCCAGUUCGUACGCAAACUUGGGAGUUGUUUUUAAAUCUCUUGGUGAAUAUGACAAAGCUAAAGAAUUUCUUGAGAAAGGACUUGCCAUCAGAAUACAAAUUGGUGACAAAGAGGGAGAAGCAGUAAUUUACGGAAACUUAGGAACUUUGUUUAAAUCUCUUAGUGAAUAUGAGAAAGCUAAAGAACAUCUUGGGAAGGCACUUGCCAUUAGAAUCCAAAUUGGUGACAAAGCGGGAACAGCAGCAGAUCACCAAAAUUUAGGAACUGUGUUUAAAUCUCUUGCUAAAUACGACAAAGCUAAAGAAUAUUUUGAGAAAGCACUUGCCAUCGCAAUACAAAUUGAUGACAAAAGGGGAGAAGCCAAUUCGUACGGAAACUUAGGAAAUGUGCUUAUAUCUCUUGGUAACUAUUACAAAGCUAGAGAUUAUCUUGAGAAAGCACUUACCAUCAGGAUACAAAUUGGCGACAGAAAGGGAGAAGCCAGUUCGUACGCAAACUUGGGAGCUGUCUUUGAAUCUCUUGGUGAAUAUGACAAAGCUAAAAAAUAUCUUGAGAAAGCACUUGCCAUCAGAGUACAAAUUGGUGACAAAGAGGGACUAGCAACAGAUUACGGAAACUUAGGAAGUGUGUUUCUAUCUGUUUGUGAAUAUAACAAAGCUAAAUAUUAUCUUGAGAAAGCACUUGCCAUCAAAAUACAAAUAGGUGACAAGCAGGGAGAAGCCAUCUGCCAUGGGAACUUAGGAAUUGUGUUUCAAUUCCUUGGUGAAUAUGACAAAGCUAAAAGAUCUCUUAAGAAAGCACUUGCCAUCAACAUACAAAUUGGUGACAAACAGGGAGAAGUCAGCUGUUAUGGGAACUUAGGAAUUGUGUUUCAAUGCCUUGGUGAAUAUGACAAAGCUAAAGAUUAUCUUGAGAAAGCACUUGCCAUCAGAACACAAAUUGGUGACAAAGAGGGAGUAGCAGCGGAUUGCGGAAAUUUAGGAGCAUUGUAUCAAUCUGUUGGUAAACAUGUCAUGGCUGAAUGUUACAUUGAAAAGGCAUUGUCAAUUACUCGAGACAUCCAGAACUUAGACAGAGAGUUUCAACUUCUUUGCCUUCUUACAAUGGUGAAAUUAUGCCAAUACAAGAUCCAGGAAGCGUUUGACUGUCUGUUUCUGUGUAUGAACAAAAGCGAAUCUUUACGAAGUUUUUUAGGGGACAACGACGAUUUUAAGGUAUCGUCUUCAGACGUUCGCGCUUUUCCCUACCGGAAUCUUAGUGCAUUCUUUUGUUUUUGGGCAUAUCCGAACCAUGCCCUUUAUGUUUUAGAACUAUCACGGGCUAGAGCGUUAGCAGACUUGAUGGCAACUCAGUAUUCUGUUGAAAGCCAAAUCUCAGCUGAUCCGCAAUCAUGGAUUGGUAUUGAAAAUGUUAUGAAAAAAGAAAGUAACUCUUCCUGUCUGUACAUUUCUUAUCAUGGUCAAGAUUUGUUUUUCUGGGUUCUCAAGACAAGUGGAAUCAUUCAUUUCCGAAGAAUAAUAGUAGAUGAGAAACUAGUUGGUACCGGACUAGUUGGCAUGUUAGAUGAUUUCUUCGCUAAAAGCUUUCGAAACUCUGGUAUUUUAACCGAGGAAGAUUGCGAGGAUCAAUCCUUACAUGACGUUGACAGCCUCGCAUUAUUGAGACUUGUAGAGGAAGGAGUUGAAGAAAGUCAAAACUCCGAAUCUAGCCUUUCUUUGUACUACAGAAUGUUAAUCAAUCCGGUAGCCGACCUACUUGAGGAGUCUGAGCUCAUUGUUGUUCCUGAUCGCUUCUUAAACCAAGUUCCAUUUCCAGCGUUAACGGAUGAAGGCCGGAGGUAUUUAUCAGAGAAAUUCAGAAUCCGCAUCGUUCCUUCUUUGACUACCCUUCAGCUCAUUCAGGACAGUCCAGCAGACUAUCACAGUCAGACUGGUGCACUGGUAGUGGGGGAUCCAGACGUCGGGUGGGUGCGCUACAAAGGAACGGAAAUGUUCGUUUCUAGGUUAACCUGUGCAGGGAGAGAAGCAGCCAUGAUUGGACGACUGCUAGCUGUUCAACCUUUGUUAGGACAGCACGCAACAAAACAGGCGGUACUUGAAAGGUUACAUUCAGUGAGUCUGAUACAUCUUGCAGCACAUGGUAACGUCGAAAGAGGAGAAAUUGUCCUUUCUCAUUUUAGCUCUCCUAACAGGAUCAAAGAAGAAGAAGAUUACCUAUUGACGAUGUCUGACAUUGCAAAAGUUCAACUGCGAGCUAAACUGGUGGUACUUAGCUGUUGUCAUAGUGCACGUGGACAGAUUAGAGCCGAAGGAGUCAUUGGAAUCGCUCGAGCGUUCUUAGGAUCCGGUGCACGGUCCGUUUUGGUGGCUCUAUGGGCCAUAAGUGACGAAGCAACGGAGCAACUGAUGUGUCGUUUUUACGAGCAUCUUGUUCGUGGGGACAGUGCCAGUGAAUCUCUUUACCAGGCCAUGAAAUGGAUGAGAGGUAACGGCUUUGACAGGGUUUGCGACUGGGCACCAUUUAUGCUGAUUGGAGAUAACGUAUCAUUUGACUUUGGAAAAUAAAGCUUGCUUCGCGGUAGCGUUAUAUUCAGGGUCUGGCAUUGAAAUUCAAGAUGGCGCCCAGUUGUGCCCUGAAUACAGAGACAGUUUGAGUGAAAGGGACGAUUUUAUUUUUAUGGGAUUACGCAAUUUAAGCUUCGUUGUUUUCAGACCGCCUUGUGUAUGUGACGGUUAUUAUUAUCAUUAAAAUCAACUCAAGGUGUAUUGACAAUGAACAUAGAAAUCAAUAGGUACGUGUUCGUUUUAAUUGAUCUACUUUAGUACUGUGUGGUUCAGGGCCUACGUAUUGAAUAUCAAUCUGUACCUUUUCAAAAGGAAGCUCCAUUACAGUGUGUAAAACAAUGUGAAAUGGAUGUUAUUAGCACUGAAAUUGAAAAACUUCUGUAGAAAGGUGUCAUUGUAGCCACAAGGCAUGAGAAAAUGCAGCCCUGUUCUAGUUGUAAAUGAGAGAACAGAACUGUUCCUUUAUCAAACAACUUAACCAGCCGGAAUCUCACAGAACACUGAAUUAUUUUCACGAGAAGGAAAAACGCAGUUAAACAGCUCCAUGAAAUUUUGUAAAAGAAGUAACUGAGUUGUCUCAGAAUCAGUGUGAUCAGUAGGGAAAGGGGCAUCGAAAUUGCACCACAUCAUUACCAACCGCAGAAUUAUGUUUGGAUUAAGUGGAAUCAUUGUCGGUUAGGCAGUCCCACAAAACAAGCUAAGAAAUCAUUUUUGCCUGUGUUCAAUAGUCUAAUUGUGACAUUGUGACAUGGUCCUGUAUCAGGUUAGAUUUUUUAGUGUUUUAGUUAUGGUUAAGGGUUGUCUAAAGAAAGUAAGAGUCAAAAUCUAUGAAUUCAGCCUCCUGAUGAUCUCUUUUGCAAAAUAUUAUAUUGUAAGAUAGCAGUAGUUUUAAAUCAGAUGUACGCGCAAUACUCUUAAGAACGUUAUCCAAGCGAUACGCUACUACACCAGCAUUGGCUUUCUAAAGUUUGGUAUCCAUCAUUUCCUGUUCAAAUGCCAACUGAAGAUCACUGGUCUCUGUUCGUAAUGUUCUUAGGUCUGUCGCCGGCGUCAAAGCAAGACUCUUCCCAUUUCUAGUUAAUUUUAUUUCAAAGUUUGACGCCGCUGGCCUUCUUAAACAGCACAACGCCAAGGCUUUCCUAAACUCGGGUAUUCUCAAUGCGUACACAACUGGAUUCGCAAACGAGUUGGAGAAAUUUAUUAUAACGUUCACCAGGUGAUAAUAUUUCCACGGUAUCUGGACAUCAUAGACAUAGAUUAAACAGUUGAAAAUAACUAAAGGGAGCCACGACAGCGAGACAAGAAAAGAUACAAACAUCAAGGUCUUCGUUAAUCGUUUGUUUAGAGAGUCUCUGUUUGGUUGUUGUGAAGCGAUAUUUCCGUGCCUAAACUUUCUACAAAUGCCGAUGUUACAACCACAUAUGAUGAAUGUUAGAAUCAAGACGUACGGCGUCCAAACAUACAAAGCGCGUUUGUAGGAAGUAAGGAAAAAUGAUGUACUCCAGACGGUGGCGAUAAGCAGAGUCAGUGCCCACACAGUAAAAAUCAUAAUACGGUACGCUCGCAUUUACAGUGUUCGGUACUUAAACGGCCAAUAAAUGGCGUAAAAGUUUUCGCCUGAUAUGAAAGCUGCAGAAAUUAACGACGCCUGCGAGGAAAAGAUAUCAACGAUCGUGUAGAAAACUGACAAAGACAUCGACCAACCAUCGUUCCAAAGUUGAAAACUUCUCCCAACAUUGUAAAUGUAGAUAGGUAGCGACAGGAUUCCUAACAUCAGGUCAGCAAACGCCAUAUUAAUGACUAGGAACAAACUUCUCUUACGAACGCUCCUGUUAGCUGCAAAUAGAACAAGGGUGAGCAAGUUUCCACAACAAUAAAAGCAAAUGACAAAAUAAGAGCGGCGCACAAUGCGACGCCUUCUGCCUUGGAAGGAACACUUCUUGAUGAAAUAGUCGCGUUCUCUGAGCUAGUUUUAGCUGCUGUUGUUGUGAGAUUCAUUUUUAGCUUUUAAAACGCCAAAUAAACUUCGCCGAUAAAAGCGUCUGACUGUUACUGGAAAAGAGAAAGUGGAGUUCUGUAAUCCGCACUACGUGAGACUGUGGAGUAAGUGGCACAUCAUGAUGAAAUUUGUAAUUUAUUUUUCACUGAUCAAGAGACCAAUCAUCAGGAGCUAAUCUUCCACAUGACAUGUUUUGGUUUUGACAUCUGCAACACAUGACAUGAGCAACUUUAUUAAUGCAGUGGAAUUGUAGAAUUAAUUUCCUCAAACAUCAAACAGGAAUUAGACAGUUAAAAGGAACACGUACAGCAUCGAUCGAUAUAUUAACGAUAAGUGUAACUAUAUGCUGAAGUAUUUUGCAAUUGGAACAAAAGUUUUGGUUUUGUAAGGAAAGUGAUUUUUGCAACUCUGUACUAGUUAUUACAGGGACAAGAAUGAUCCUCCACUGAAUUUUUUUAAAAAGCAGCUGGAAGCUCAGUUGAACGCUAAGUUAUUUUCAUUCGAAGCAGAAACAUAAUAGGAUAGCAACAUGAAAUUUUGUCAAAGAUGCAAAUGUUUUGGAAGUAGUGUUGAUCAGUUCGAAAAGUGUCAUCUAAAUAGAGGUUAUAACAUAACUAAAGCAAAGCGCGCGCUCUGAUUGGUUAAUUCAGCGUCUACUA
Messenger RNA from Orbicella faveolata, 7063 nucleotides. RefSeq lists its product as uncharacterized. NCBI's taxonomy places the organism in Eukaryota, Metazoa, Cnidaria, Anthozoa, Scleractinia, Merulinidae. Gene Ontology annotation, molecular function: protein binding. The record is from RefSeq and is a predicted model, not a curated record.